Molecule: messenger RNA, 8557 nt
Organism: Coturnix japonica (Japanese quail)
Lineage: Eukaryota; Metazoa; Chordata; Aves; Galliformes; Phasianidae
Source: RefSeq, a predicted model, not a curated record
CCCCCCCCGCUCCACUCUCUUCCUCCCGGCAUCCGGCGGCGGCGGCGGCGCGGCGAGAGGCCCCGGCGCCAGCGGAAAGCUCGGCGGCGGAGACAGGCCCCGGCGCCCGGCGGAACAUCCACCCGCGUCCGACCCCCCCCGUCUCCUUCUCCUCCUUCUCCCCGUCGAGGCUCGGCCCGAGGGCGGCGGCGGCUGUGACAGACGCUUUAUACUCUGAUAUGGUAGUCAUGGAAGCCUACUGUCACUCAGGUUUUAUGCUAAGAGACUGGCAAAUGGCGGAAACAUGAAUGAGACCAACUUUCCAGCACAGUGCAUGGAGUCAAAUUGAAGCAUAGCACAGUGGAUGGGAUUUUACAGCAGAACUCUUGACAUCUUGGGUACUUCAAGCAUGGUGACACCUUAAAUGCACAUAAAUGCUUAGAGAACUCCCCUGUUCAGGAUCAUUCAGUAUUGUUUACCCACCUGUAGAAAGGCAAUAGCUGGUCAUUGUUGAAAGGAUAGAACUUAAAAGGCGGGUUGAAUAUUUGCUUUAAACAGGUUAUAAUAGUAUUUUACUUGUUUGAAGAAGUGUUUUGAUCCUUGAUGAUGGAAAUUCAACUUAACAGUAGUGCAAAACCCAUAUAUUUAUCAAAAUAUUUUUCAGCAAGGUCAGUGGUUUUAGUGUGGUGCGUAUCACAUCAAAUACAUUUCAAACAAAGACACCUGGAGCUUCAUUGCAGAUGUAGUCUGUGAUAGGGGUCAUGUGCAAGCUCAUCUGAAGGACCUCUGUAGAUCAGUAGAAUGAUGCGCUGUUCUUAUCGCAACUUGAAAUUUCUCACGCAAACCACCAGUAAUGGGAAUAUUGCGGUCAUCUGCCAAGUUGACUAUCAACUUACCUACCUUCAGCCAAAAUUAAUGAUUUAGCUGAAUAUUUUGUGCUUGAUGGCUGCUCAGCCAAAGAUUUACAGGGCGUAUAUGUGCUGGAACUUCAUUCUUUUUGUUGGCAUCAUGUGAUCUAAGUUUUUUUUCCUUCCCCAGUCUGUGGACUUAAGAAGUACUGAUGCAAAUGCUACAUAUCCAGAACACGCUGAACAACAUAGAAGGGAAUGGGAAUAUAAGAUACUCAGCUUACAAAAGUGACCAGUAAAGUUCUCUCUGAGCAGCCAAAAAGCAGACAGCUCAUGACUUCUGAUCAGGACACUAAAGUUGUGGCUGAACCGCAGGUGCAGCAAGUGCAAGAAGUUAAAGACGGUUCUCAUCUAGUGCCAGCUGAGGUGGUGUCCCUGCAGAGUGUAGAGGAACAUGUCUGUGUGAGAAGCACCGAGCUAAAAGACAACGUGCUUGAAGAAGCUGGUAGCUUCAGCAGAACUCAGUCAUGGGUAAGUGGUGGUACUUUGUCAUCUCAUGAACUACAUAACACAAGAACAGAUGAAAUAGUCCUACAGAAAAACAGCGUAGAAUUUCAGACUUCACAACAAUCAAAAGGGAAUAAAGGUAAAGUACACAGCUUUUCAAAUUCAGAUAAGGAAAGCAGCGUCUCUUCUGUGUCUGUGGAACAUGAGGAUGUGGACAAAAUGGACUUGAACUGUAGACAAGAUAAACAGCAGGAUGUGUGUUCCUUCUAUGCAGUGGAAAAUCAAUGGAAUGCAGGGACAGACCUAGCCACAAUAGCUGGGGAUAUAAUAGAAUCUGGGAAACAGACAAACUCUGAAGUUCACCCAAAUGAAACAAUUAACAAUGAGGCAGAAAAUGCAAAACAGAAUUCUGAUGCUAACAUGGCUGAUCAUGACAGCAACAGCUUAAAUUUCAAUAAGGACUCAACUCAUGAUAGAAGUACUUACUGUGAGUACACUUUACCUGUAAUGCUGGACAACUGUGUGUGCAGGAGUGGGAAACUGGUAAAUGACUCUAAAACUCUUGAAGAUACGGAUAAUCUUUUUCAUAAUGACUGCAAUUUUUUACCUUCGUUGUGUCACAAUUCAUAUUUUCAUGAUCAUGAUAAACCAGUGGCAGAGGAUCAGAGCUCUAACCAUGUCAGUCCAGAACCAGAAUUUGGGAAUACUCGAGUUUCUUUUGAUCCAUUUACUGAAAUACAACCAGAAACUCCUGAAAAAAGUGUAUGUGGCAUAAAUGAAUGUGAUCUUCAGAAUGAAGUAGAACACUGUGUCAGUAUCCACUCCAAGGAGAAAAAUCUCACUGUUUCUAGUUUGUCAUCUGGUGCUGUGGAAGCUUUUACCACUGGGAAUUUAGAGCCAGAAGCUGAGACUACUGAACUAAAAGAUGCCGGUUACAUAUUAAACGCUCCUGUGAAAGACUCGACCACAAGUUGUGACCACAUGCAGUCAGAUCACAAGGUUUUCUCAAACAAAGAGCCUGGAGUUUCUGUUGACCCAGAGCAGGUAGACAAAUAUGCUGCUACUCCUUCCUAUGAAAUUCACAGUACUUGUGCUGUUGCCAGAGGAUCUCAGGGAGUGAAAAGUGAAGAGUGCGUAUUAGAUCCAAUGGAAGACGUAUCAAGUAACCAAGGAUAUUCCUAUAAACUGGACAGACAAAAUCCCCAAGUUGAAAUGUGGUCACAUCUUGUAAGUGUCCCAGGUGGCAGCGCUGAUCUGACAAAUGGGCUGUUUGCUGACACUAUCACUACUGGUAAUGGUGAAUUCCUGAUGGGCUUCUUAUGGAAUAAUGCAAUUCUUAACGGAACUGUAAAGAAUGACAGCCAAUAUAUAGAUGGUGAAAGCUUCCAGAACGAACCCGAGGAUCUAACAGGUGCUUCGUAUGCAGUGGGAAGAUACCCUUAUCAACUGCUGGCUCUAGAGAAUGUUGGUAUUUGGGACUGGCAAGAUAAAGAUGAAUGUGAGUCAGCCAAGGUUUCCGAGUUAAAUCCUAAUGCAAAGGUGUGGGGAAAUCAUAUGUUACAUUUGGAAGCAAGUGGUGCCACUGAUGGUAGCGUGAGCAAAACGUGGGAAGAAAUACCUGACCAGCCUCCAGAUUCGUGUAAAGAAGGACUGGAUGCAAAAGGAGAUGGUGACAAAAAGCAUCAGAAUGCGGUGCUGACAGAGCUGCAGGAGUCAUCGCCAGCUGUUUUGGUGUCAGACCAGACAGAUAUGAACUCUUUGGCUCUUGAUCAUUCUGAGUAUGAGUCUAUGCAUGAAACCACCCAGACAGGUGGAAAUGAACAGUUGCUGUCAGAAGGUCAGGAAGAUCUACGAGAAUUACUGAAAAAAACACUGGAAUUUUGCUUAUCUAGAGAAAAUCUUGCCAGUGACAUGUACCUUAUAUCACAGAUGGACAGUGAUCAGUAUGUGCCAAUAAUGACAGUAGCAAACCUCGAUCAUGUCAAGAAACUCAGUACUGAUAUGGAUUUGAUUGUUGAAGUGCUGAGAUCGUUGCCUUUAGUCCAAGUGGAUGAGAAGGGAGAGAAAGUUAGGCCAAAUCAGAAUCGCUGUAUUGUGAUUUUACGUGAAGUUCCUGAAUCUACCCCCAUUGAAGAGGUUGAAGCACUUUUCAAAGGAGAUAAUUUGCCUAAGUUUAUCAACUGUGAGUUUGCCUACAAUGACAACUGGUUCAUCACAUUUGAAUCAGAAGCCGAUGCACAGCAGGCUUACAGAUACCUUAGAGAAGAAGUGAAAACUUUCCAAGGAAAACCCAUUAAGGCAAGGAUAAAAGCAAAGGCAAUAGCUAUAAACACAUUUUUGCCAAAGAAUGGAUAUAGACCUCUGGAUAUGAACAUCUACACACAGCAGCGUUACACAACAUCCUUUUACUUACCUCCAGUAUACAGUCCCCAGCAGCAGUUUCCAUUGUACAGUUUAAUCGCUCCACAGACCUGGUCAACCACGCACAGCUACCUUGACCCUUCAUUGGUAACACCAUUUCCAAAUACUGGAUUUAUCAAUGGAUUCACAUCUCCGACCUUCAAGCCUGCUGCUUCUCCACUGACUACACUCAGACAGUACCCUCCCAGGAACAGGAAUCCUAGCAAGUCCCAUAUACGACAUACAAUACCCAGUGCAGAAAGGGGACCUGGGCUUCUAGACAGUCCUACAAUAUUCAACUUUUCUGCUGAUCGUUUAAUCAAUGGCGUCAGGAGUCCACAGACGCGGCAGCCGGGACAAAACAGGACACGGAUGCAGAACGCUACUACGAGUUACACCAAGAGGGAAGUAGGAACUGGGCGGAUGGAACAGACCAGCGUUGACUCGUCUCCUGGUUUAGGUCGAGGAAGGAAAAAUUCAUACGGCUACCGAAAGAAAAGGGAGGACAAAUUCACAAGAGGCCAAACACAGUCUCCACCACCCCCAAAACCUCCAUCUCCUAGCUUCGAAUUGGGUUUAUCUAGCUUUCCUCCAUUACCUGGGGCUGCUGGCAACUUAAAGACCGAAGACCUUUUUGAAAACAGACUGUCCAAUGUGGUAAUAGGAACGACUAAAGAAAGAAACAUUAAUGUGGAUGCAAGUACAAACACUAUUCCAUCAGGAAUUCCUCGCGAGCCGCUGUUGCCAGCUGCUUCUACAUUGCCCAGGACGUUUGAAAGGUCUCCUUCGCCACCCCAGUCUUCUGAGGAAUCCAAGGUCGUGGAUAAACAGCAGAGAGAGACACAGAGUGCAGAAAGGCUUUCUUCUUCCACACUCAGUACUGCAUGUAAAUCGGUACAAGUCAAUGGGGCUGCCAUAGUUUCACAGGAACUGCGAAAACCUAGUUAUGCAGAAAUUUGCCAGAGAACAACUAAAGAUCCUCCUACAUUGCAACCCCAGAAAGAACAGAAGCCAAACACUGUAGCAUGUGGGAAAGAAGAAAAAAAGCCCACAGAAACAAUAGAGAAAAACAGAGAACCUCCUCCUGCGAAGUCACAUCCAGGACAACCCAAAGACCAGAGAAGACAGUCAGGACGCAGAUCGUCCCCUCCAGCUGUUGGCAAACGCUUAAAUAAAGAACAGAGUACCCCUCCAAAAUCUCCUCAGUGAAACUAGCACCGGGGAGGGAUUCAAAGAGGUCUGCUUCCCACAAAUUAAACCCAUGUUCCCACUAAGAUACCUGAGAAUGAGUUGCUGGUUAGGAGCUUGCAGUGAUACUUAGGCAUAUAACAAUGCCUGCAAGUUAUUUUUCUGUGAAAUACUUUUUCCCCCUCUUGAACAAACAUUCUAUUUUUUUUUCUGGAUAUUUCUGGAUAGUUGUUCUAAACCUUACAUUUAGGUUGGUGCUUAAUUGGAGGUGAAGCUUAGUGUGAUUUUUUUUUUUUUUUUCAGGAUGUAAAAUAUUUGUCUUUAAAAGAAGAAUCAACUUUUUAUGAAGCCUCUCUGUGGCUGUGUGAGUGCAAGCUCUGUAUAGUGAGUUUUUUCUAAACUGUUAAGCAGAAACGUGCUGCUGCAAUAUUUUUAAUAAACUGGUCUGCAAGUACAUAUCUGAAGUGUCCAAAAGACUGAUAACGGCAGCUAGUGUGUAGGGUGCAAGAAGUAGGUAUGUUCUACAGAUUAGUACGUGACCUUGAUUUUUUUUAUUGGGCUGCUGUACUAAAGGUCAGCAAAUGAACUUGCACUUCUAGGUUAAACAAGUAGUUGUUUCUAGUGUAUUUUAAAACCUAAUAUUUUUUUCUUGAUGUUUUUGCACACACAGAAUGAAUUCCACGGAGCACCAUAGCAGUCUUUCUAAAACACUUCCCUUUAUUUUUUUGGACUUACUGCAAGCAAGUAACCAUCUCCUCACUCCAGAAUAAAACUGAUGUUAUAAUUUGCAAAUACAAAGCACAUUGUGAAUAGAAAGAACCGAGUCCGUGAGCUUCUAUGGUGGUGAAGCCUACUAGUGGAUGUUAUCAGGAGAAAGCACUGUAGCCUUCUCGUGAUAACCUUAGCUUCCCUGUGCUUGUAAGGGAGUUAACUGAGUCAGCGCUGUACGUUCUGGUUACCCCUGUGCUCUGUGUAGACUUUUUUUUUAAAUUCUGCCCCAAGUGCUCUUUGAAAGAGUUCAUAUCUCAGUCAGCUUCGUGUUGACGCCUUCCUGUAACUACAGGCAUUGGCAAAUGGAUUGAAAUUGUCCAAGAUGUGAGAUAAUGGUGUUUGUUUUGUGUGGCGGAGGAAGAGAUCCCUGAUAAUUACCUCUGGGAUGAGGUUUCUCACACUUAUUUACUUUAGAAGUGAUGCGCUUUCUGAAGGACAAGGAUGCACUAAAUUAGCAAGUUUCUAAUAAAGUUGAAUAUAAAUUAUUUUUGUUUCAAAAUGCCUAAAGCUUUUCUUUAAGUGUUUAAGCUGCAGGAAGUUCAGACUAAACUCAUUCCUGCUGACUAUGACAGUACAGUUUAUUCCACAAAAAUGUUUAUUUAAACAACUGAUUUUUUUUAAAGAAUUAUUUCCAUCCAAUAUUUAAAGACUUGAAUUUUAUUUAAACUUGAAAAUGACUUUGCCUUAACUUUUGUACAAGACAGCUUAGAGUUAAUGAGGUCUGACCCCAUUGAGGGUUAGCGUGAGUGGAAUACAGAAAUUACUCAGUUACAGUAUGUAUCUAUUGUCACUGGUCUUACUGGGUAAACAUACUGUAGUACAGGAACUAGCAGCAGUUUUUGUAAUAUACCUUAAAGAUCUUAAACAGUUGAUCUUUUUCAGAUUGUUGAAAAAAAUCUGUAAAUGCAAAUAGUCAAUACUGUAUUAAAUAUGUGCACUUGGAAGUGUGUGCUUUGCUUGUACAGUUGUAAAUAAUCAGAACAUAUAAAAAGGUACCCUAAAGAAAAAAAUCUGAUAAAAAUUAUUGAUAUUAUAAAUGUUGCUGUUGAGCUGGAUGUAGAUAAACUAAAUGUUGUGGUUUGAAUAUUACUUUAAUUUGUUGGUUUUUUUGUUUUUUUUUUUCUUUUCCUUAUUUUAUUCUGGUGUGCUGAACUGACUCUGCCUCUUCACUGCAAAAGGGAAAUGGAACGAAAGUCUUAUUUGAAAGCCCUCGAGUGUUUUCUGAACCCUCUAAAAAGCGAUUUAACCAAUUCAGAAGUGUUCUGCAAUGUAAAUAGUGAAUCUUAGCAUCGAAGCUGUAAUUUUAAGUCAUUAAUAAAAAUCAGAUUGAAUUGGGAAAAAGAACUUUAGACUGCUAAGAAAAAUAUACACGGAAGCUUACUUGUCUGCUUUCAAGAAUAUCAGUGCUUUCCUCAGCGUAUGAUUUGUAGAACUGUAAAGUAACUCUAGAGGUAACUUCUGACCAAUCUCCUGUUAGGAGCAUCAGUCGGUAACUCGUUGAAUCCAGCCUGUCGUAUGCUGCACAAUUGGUUGAAAUAGGGCGCGCUGGAACCCAUGGAUUUUCCUUGUUUAAAAAGCACACUUUGUGAGUAACUGUGGAGGGAGAUAGGACUGACAACAUCACCAAAACAGCUCAACUAGUUCUGUCGUUGGAUUUUGGUGCACUUAUCCUUUCCCCGGUGGCAGUGAAUGUGGUAGCUAGAUUUGUGUAUGGUUAAGGCUGGCUGUAUGGUUCUGCUUUGUUUGUCUGCUGAAAGUGAAGGGCUUACCAGCUGCAAACAAUCACCAGUGGUUACUUACAGACUGUGUACAGCUAGGCGUAGUGCUCAACUGGUACAUAGGGUAAUCUCUUGAGACCAGCAGGAUGUGUUGUGCUGUUCUAAUGUAUUCUGCUGCCAUUUGUGCUAGGUCAAUACACUGUAAUUACUGCUUACCCAGCAACAAUCUGUUGCAUUGAAAGUUUAAAUCUUCCUCUGAGGUGGUUUUUAUAGCUUUUUUUUAAAGAAAAAAAAAAAAAAAAGAAGAAGAAGAAGAAAGUGACAUGCCAAAUAGCUGUGUCAUGUACAACUUAUCCUACUGCAUUUUACUUUGGAGAUCUGUUUUCCACUCAAUGACAGAAUGGAGUUUUCGGAAUAGAGUUGUGAAGUUGCACGCAGACUGUUGCUACGGUGUACAGAGAUGUUAAGAUGUGGCUUUUAAAUGGAAAAGCCUCCCAAAAGCAGUAGCUGAGUUUAAAGGCCCGAGGAUACAGUAAUGAAAAUCAGCAUUUUACCUCGCAGGAUUAUGUGGUGGUGCAUUUUGAAAGCGAGUUAAGUGGGAUCUGAGACUCUUCCAGCAAUUAAAAGAAAAUAAAACCAACAAAAGCGGCUUUUUAAAGUUCAAUCUUGUUUCAGACCAGACCCCCCUCUGCUGACAUUUGUCACUGCCACGUGGCAGUGUUUUAUGUUGCCGCAUUAUCCUUUAAAAGACUCGAGCAGUUGUCACAGAAAGGCCCUUGUUGGAGUGUGGUGCAGUGUAUCACGAGCAACAGCUGACUGUAAUGGUGCAUACCUAUCUCUGUAUCUCCUUCGGCUAGAACAGUUAAGGGAUUUCAUGUGCUUUGUAACCUAUUACACUAAUAGCAGCAGACAAUCGAAGAUUUCCAAGGAGACCUAACAGCUGCCAAUUCGUGAAAUACAAGUGUAAUAUGGAAGCCUUCUUGAGGGUUUUUGUUUUUGUUCUUCUUCCAUUAAGACUGGAAUCAAGCUUACAUGUAAACUAUCAGUAAUUUAAGUUUCCUUUUUGUGUCAUAAAAUGUAAAACUGUCUAAUUUGAAAAAAAAAAAAUGUAGGUUAUGAAAAAAUAAAGAUUUAGGCACUGUUGAA